Molecule: messenger RNA, 2793 nt
Organism: Amphiprion ocellaris (clown anemonefish)
Lineage: Eukaryota; Metazoa; Chordata; Actinopteri; Pomacentridae
Product: hemicentin-1
Exons: 10
Coding region: 90-2558 (822 amino acids)
Biological process (GO): cell-cell adhesion
Cellular component (GO): membrane
Molecular function (GO): integrin binding
Source: RefSeq, a predicted model, not a curated record
ACAGAACUUUGAGCUGGACAUCCUCUGGACCAUCCUGAAACAGACCUCAUCUCUUCCAUCCACCUCCUCCCUCCUUCGUCUGAUUCAGCAUGCUGCCACUGAGGAUGCUGGGCAUUGGCUUGCUCAUGUUUUCACUGUGUGAUGCAGACACUGCAUGCUCUGAAAAGCACAACCCCCUCAGCCUGGAUCCUCCUGAGAUCAUAGGGGAAUACGGAACUGAAGUCUUGGUAAACUGUACCAGCACUGUUCUUCAUGAUGGGAUGUACUGGAGAGUUAGAAAUGAAAGCUUUGUCAUCGAAGUGCAAGAAAACUUUAUUGGCCAAUCAGUGUUGCUGUCAGACUGGAAUGUGACAGCCGAGUGCAAAAUAAAGUUGAAUGAAUCUCAUGAGUGCAGCAAAGAGCUUGAAAUUACUACUUACAAGAAUCCAGAAGUCCUUUCUUCAAUAAAGCUUGUGCAUGCAACACCAAAAGAGACACAAUACGAGCUGAAAUGUGAUACCAUCAACGUUGCUCCUCUUCAGAAUCUCAUUGUGAAGUGGUACAAAAACGAUAAACUCAUCAAGACAAACUUUUUUAACGACACAACCAAGACACCAGUGAAUGAGUCUUCUGUCCUGCCAGUCACCGUCAGCAGAGGGGAAGAAGUUCAGAUUAGGUGUGAGGCUCAGCUGAACUUGGUGCCACAUGGUCUACAGCUUCCUGUUGUUUUUCAAACACUCAAUGUUUUGGCACAAUAUCCUCCUGAGCUCAAUCCAAAAAAAGAUAUUGACUACAUUGUUGCAUCUCAGGAUGGUGAAAUUACGCUAGAAUGUAAAGCUGAGGGGAACCCACCGCCUGUCUUUCAUUGGACCUAUAAUGGGAUGACUAUGUCGGAGAGCUCAAACACUCUCAACAUUACUCGAGUAAAUGCCAGUGCAACCUACACCUGCACAGCUAGCAAUUAUCUGGGAAAGACAACUAAGCAAAUCUUUGUUCGUGUGAUACAAAGAGAAGCAGUUCCUGCAGCCCUGCCCACCGCUGAGGCAGCAACACCGGAAGCAGAGGAUUGCCCCCUUACGUUGACGCCUUCUGAAAUAGUGGUGAGAUUUGGAGAUCCAGCUUCGGUUAACUGCAGCACAUCAGCCACAAAUGCAGUGGGAAUGGGCUGGGAGUCUUCAGUUGGAGGCACAGGUUUUGUACCACCUCCUAUUGUCACUUGGAUGGUUGCAAAACUGGAAGACUGGACUGCAGUACCCUCCUGCUUUGUUACUCUGAAUACUACUGAUGAUAAACAGUGUUCGAAGAGUCCAACCGUCAUUCUUUAUAAGACUCCAGACACCGUGUCAAUCUCUGCAGUGCAUCCUGGUCCGAUGGUGGAGGGCACAGACUUCCACUUGAAAUGUGACGUCAACAAUGUAGCUCCAGUGCAGAACCUCAAAGUAAAGUGGUACCGCGACAAUGAAACUGUGUCCGAGCAGAUGUUUCUCCACACCAACACAACCCCACAGAAUGUGUUCUCUACCCUCAUCAUUACCGCUAAGAGAGAUUACAAUGGAUCACUAUAUAGAUGUGAGGCUGCGCUGCAUCUUGGACCCAAUGGACCGGAAUUCAUCCCGACUGAAACAUCAGAACCUUACACUGCUAUUGUGCACUAUAAGCCGUUCAUCAAAGAUUGUCCAAGCAGUUACACUGCUGUGGAACACAAGCUCAGUAUGGACACGUUGCCCUGUUCAUCUGAAGGAAACCCUCCACCUAUUGUUCAGUGGUAUCACCAGGGUAAACUGAUCAAUUCAUCUGAGCCACUCACCAGGUUUGGCACGGGAAAGUACACGGCUGCAGUUGGAAAUAGCCUUGGCAGUAUCAGCACCUCUGUUGAAAUCACAGUUGAAUAUGAACCCUCUUUUAACUGCAUGGACCACUAUGAGAUUGAAAUGAAUGUUGGAUUCCAAACCAAAUGUGAACCAGAGGGAAAUCCUGCUCCCUCCCUCACAUGGUUUAAAGAUGGAACACUUGUGGAUUCCCCACUGCGCUGGACAAAGCAUGAUAGUGGAAAAUACUUACUCAAAGCGACCAACAAACACGGGACAGCCGAACACACUGUACAUCUUGAUGUUUUGUAUGCCCCUCAAUUCGGGGAGGGAAAUUCCAAUAAGGAGAUGAGCCUGGGUGAAAAUGUGACUUUAGCGUGCAGUGCUGAGGGCAACCCUACCCCUUCCAUCCACUGGAUUUGGAACUUCAGCUCUGCAGCGAAUUUGAAAGAGACCACUAUGGGGCGCCAGACGAUCAUCACUAUCACUAGAGCCACGUCUACCAACGCUGGUGUUUACAUCUGUGUUGCCACGAAUAAAGUUGGGACCAUGACAAGAUCUGUCACACUGGUGAUGAAAGGUUCCAGUGCCACCCCCAUGGCAGUCAUCUGGGGACUGAUUAUUGUACUGAUCAUCCUAACCAUCCUCAUAGCCAUGGUCCUUUUACACAACCGCCAGAAAAAACAUGGACAAUAUAGUUUUGUCCCUGCAAACACCAAGGACGGUUCAAAUGUCCCCAUGACUACUAUGUCUGAAGGGGGGACAGCUUGAUUAUAUGAUGAAAGCUGAACUGUACUUCACACUUGUGGAAACAGAGUGAAACUGUGUACAAAGGAGAGGUACCAAGAGUGAGAAACAGUGAAAAUGUGUACAAAGGAGAGGUACCAGGAGUGAGAAACAGUGAAAAUGUGUACAAAGGAGAGGUACCAAGAGUGCAAACAAGCAAAGCUAUGGGUGAAACAGCUGUAAUAAAGCUACACUUGCAAUAAAAUAACCAUUAUUUUUA